Messenger RNA from Polyodon spathula (Mississippi paddlefish), 5287 nucleotides. Its product is annotated as carbohydrate sulfotransferase 11-like. The coding region runs from base 236 to 1258 and encodes 340 amino acids. The record is from RefSeq and is a predicted model, not a curated record. Gene Ontology annotation, cellular component: membrane. The transcript is spliced from 3 exons. Gene Ontology annotation, molecular function: sulfotransferase activity. Gene Ontology annotation, biological process: proteoglycan biosynthetic process; carbohydrate biosynthetic process. Lineage: Eukaryota; Metazoa; Chordata; Actinopteri; Acipenseriformes; Polyodontidae.
CCCCCCCCCCGCUGGAUGUUUCAGUUAUAUUUCUACCUUUUGCUGCUGGUUGCUGAGUAGAAGAGAUAUAUGGUAGGGAUCAUGGAGUUUUCAAGUGGUUGAACUAUUAAGCUAAGUUUUCUGAAAGUUACGUUUUUUUUUUUUUCUUUUUUGGCUAGCAGAAACGAAGCAAAAACCAAACCCGGUUUCGUAUGUUUUGCCUCCCGGGACCUGUGAUCUGUAAGGAAGGAUCAGGAUGAGGAAGCCGAAAAUCUGCAGGCUGGUUUUGGCUACAUGUUUCGGUUCUUUUGUCCUUGUGAUUUUUUACUUUCAAAGUAACUCAAACCCAGCUGCAGAACAAGGACAUUUUUGGAACAGCUGGCAAGGGAAAGCUGGGAGAAGUCCACUCCACACCCUCUAUGACAGUGACCAGUUUGAGCUAUCGGCCAUCCAGGUGACCCACCAGAACCGGCGAGACCUGCUGGAAAGGACCUGCCAGGCCUACACAAGGAAAAGGAGAGUGCUGACCCCCGAUGACCUCAAACACCUCAUCGUGGACGACCGCCAUGGGCUACUGUACUGCUACGUUCCCAAGGUGGCCUGCACCAACUGGAAGCGCGUCCUGAUGGUGCUGACAGGUGAUGGCAAAUACCGGGACCCCCUGAAAAUCCCCGCCAAUGAGGCCCACGUCCCCUCAAACCUGCGCACACUCUCAGAGUACAGCACAUCCGAGAUCAACCACAGGCUGAGGAACUACCUCAAAUUCGCGUUCGUCCGAGAGCCGUUUGAGCGGCUGGUUUCGGCCUACCGCAACAAGUUCACCCGGAAGUACAACACGGCCUUCCACAAGCGUUACGGGACCAAGAUUGUCAAGCGACACCGGCCAGACCCCAGCGACGAGGCUCUGGAGCACGGGGACGACGUGUCUUUUGAGGAGUUUGUGUACUACCUGGUGGAUCCCCACACCCAGCGUGAGGAGCCCUUCAACGAGCACUGGGAGCGGGUGCACUCGCUCUGCCACCCCUGCAUCAUCCACUACGACAUGGUGGGCAAGUACGAGACUCUGGACGAGGACGCCCGCUACAUCCUGCAGCUGGCGGGGGUCAGCGAUAGAGUCCAGUUCCCUUCCUCCUCCAAGAGCACUAGAACUACGGACGACAUGACCGCACAGUUCUUCCACAAAAUCAGCCCCUUCUACCAGAAGAAACUCUAUAAUUUGUACAAAAUGGACUUCUUGCUGUUUAACUACUCCUUACCAACCUACUUGAACUUUCGAUGAGAAGCAUUGUCUUUUUUUUUAGUGUUUUAUUUUACCUAAUGAAUGAUAGGUAUUUGUGGUGGUGGUGUUGAUGGCUGUGUACUCUGAUGUUGAGGAAUUGUGACAUGCCUUCCUCAGAAACUGGAAGUUUUAAAAUGGUAACUUGCAGGAUGUUAAGACUCUAAAUAUAAAUAAUGUCAUUUGUGCAAUACGUCACAAACCUAUUGUUAUAGUAGUUUUAUUAAUUGAAUAAACACACACAAAAUAGACCAUGUAUAGUAUGUAAGAUGGGGAGCAUCUAACCCAAAAACAGACAUUAGCAGAGUAAAGAUGAAGUGUUCAUAUUGUGUGCCAUCCCAACACAUGUAGAACUUCAACAAAGGCUAUUUUUUUUUUUUUUUUUUUAUAAAGUAUCUAUGUGUAACAUUGCACACAGAAUAUAAUGCUGGAGGUUUACGUAGUUCUGCUCUGCGAGUUUGCAGAUGGCCCCUAAUGUACAUAUUUAUUUAAGGUCUACUUCCAUUCCAACAGAUUUAAUUUAUUACUAGUUACAUACUCUAAACUGCUCAUGAGCUUGAGUUGCAAAGACAUAUCAAGUUUAGCUGCACUGUGCACAAUAGUGUAGCCAGCUGUGCUUCUGUGAGGGGGGAAAUAGCAGCAGCAGCAGCAGCAGUUAGGUAUGAUGGAGAGACUAUUCAAGACAUUAGUUUUCCUGCACCAAAUAUGGACCAUUUUUGUGUUUGUGUGUGUGUAUAUAUAUAAGAUUAAAUUAGAUGCCAUGCUGGAUGCUUCAUCAGCAGUUAGUGAGGGUAAAUGUACAUACCGAGUAGCUUACCUACAUCAGAGGAGGCAGUAGAAUGAUUUUAGUGUUUUUAAGGAGACCAGCUUUUCUGUUUUAUUGUCUGUUAUACUGUGGCAAGUACAGUACUAGAUUUUUAAAAAAAAAUCUUUGUAGACCGUGUUGCUGGCAGGACAUAAGAGUUUAUUUUGUUAGCCCUUGCUGGAAUGUGCAUUAGGAACUAUACAUCAACAGCAGAUCUAGUCCUUAAAUAUUUGCCAGGAAGAUGUUAUAUUUUACUGUACAAUGUAUACAUGCAAGUUAUGAAACAAAUGGAAAAGAUUACAACCUUCACAAGCUGUCUUGUUCCUAACGUUUCAUUUCUUAUAUUGAAUAUCAUAUUGUGUGGUCUGUACUCUUCUCGUUGUUUCUGCUUAGAUCAUAAUUUGCCAUGCUUACUUAAUAUUCCAGCUUCUGUAUGAGGAACCAUAUUGGUGUUGCACACUAGGAGGAAGACUAUUUGUGUUGCACGCUAUUAUCCUUCCCCACCUCGCAUUGCCUUUUUAGAAGAUUUGUUUGCUGGAAUAGUUAGUAAGCAUGACAGUCUAACCCGAAACAUCUGCAGAGAAUUUGACUGAAUAAACCAAUAGGAGAUUUAUACUAGUGAGAUGACAUUUUAAGAAAACGUACCAUAGAGUGUGGUAGUUUCCUUUUCAUUUUUUUAAUCAGAUCUCAGUUAAACUGAGUAUUGUUCAUAAACACGCUUACAUAGCUGUGUCUGGAUAGAGGGCUGUUUUCCAGGAUGUUAUUACAAAGUCAGUGGCUGAGCUGCAAUUUGAAAUGAGAAUAUUCAUGUGAUUACUAGUUUAAAAGUACAAGGUGUCUUUGUGUAAUUACUUCUUCAAUUUUUUUUCAGUUGUGUUUUUUAUUAUUCAAAAGUCAAAGUGCACAGACAGCUAGUUUUAUUUUUUGCUUUUUACUCCAAUAAGGUUAGUUUUAAAGACUUGUGAAGGAUGUUUGUUAUUAAAGACAGGGCUGUUUUAGCAGACAGAUACCUAUCUUCAGGAGGCUCCAGAUACAGUGACUCUCACUCGUCAAGCCAGUCUGUCCUUUCUAUAUGAUCAACAUAAAGAAAUGUUCUAGUGACUGCCUGGAAUUUACAUUGACAAAGUAAGAUUUAAUAAUAUUGCAAUGGAGGGUGCAAUAUGUGUUACGUCUUGCUCUGGUUCUAUGGUUUUUGUACAGCCUUAGCUAAAUGAACUCUAGUCAUCAGCAAAUGCAAGUACAACACAUUUUGAUGGUGUGUCAUCCUGCAGCAUUUUUUCACGUCAACCAUACAGUGUGUGUGUCUCACACAUAUAAUACUGCAUACAAUUCAGCAUUCAAAAUAAAAAGUUUACUGCAAUUCUAGGCUUAAGGCCAUUCAUCCAUUUUCUUAUCCAAUUUGUAUAUAUCGAUAACACCACUUCAGUCAUCUUUGGUCUGAAUAUUCAAUGUGCAAUAAACUUGACUCACAACAUCAUGGAUAACGGAUUGUUAAUGAUGGAUUGGUGUGCAAUGGCCUUUUUAUACAUUUCGAUUAAUGAUAAAGUGUUCACUUUGGGAAAAGGGGUGUGUGUGAGAUACAUUAUAGAUCCAGGAGAGACAGAGAAAUACUAUUUCCUUUGGAAUGCUGUGCCAUGUUACGGAUAGGAUUAUAUUUAUUGAACAAGGAUGCUGUGAAUUUCAAACGUUUCAGAAAUGAUGGUUUAGAGACAGUUGAAACAAGUUAAAAUACUGCUAUUUUAUGUAUUAAUUUACAAAUGUAAAAAAAAAAAAAAAAAAAAAAGACACUCUGACCUGUUUACAAACAGAGUCAAGAUACUUGGAUUUAUAUAUUGGUGAAUUCCGUGAUGUAAUCUACAGUGCCAAGAAUCAGCAGGGGUUCUCAAACCUGGUCCUGGGAGCCAAGUCUGCUGGUUUUCAUUCCAACUGAGCUCUCAGUUACUUAACUAGACCCUUAAUAGAACUAAUUACUUAACUUAAUUGAACAGCAGACACAUGGGGUCCCCAGGACUGAGAUUGAGAAGCCCUGCCCUACAGUAUACAGUUGAUGCAGGCCACAGUGACUUGACACAUGUGGUUAAUUAUGAUCUUUUUAAUUAUAUUCAUUUGUGUGUAAUUGUUUAUUGAAAAAUCACUGGACGUUAAUAGUAUUUGUAUUGAUGUUGUUCUAAUUUAAAUAAUACAGGUACUUGUCUUAAAGUUGUGUUCCAGUGAUUCCAAGCAUGAAUUCAGUUGAAAAAAUGAAAUCGGUUGGAGCAAACUCUACUUCAUAACACAGAGGGAGGUCUCUAGUCACAUAAUUGUAAAACAAAUAAAAAUGUGCCCUUUUUAUGAAAAAGAAGUAAUGAAAGAGUGUAUUUUUAAAAGAAAGUUAAAAUGGUUUAUGUCUUGGACUUUUUAAUAAAACCUAUUAAAACUCUCAAGUGUCUAGUAAAACAUAUAUUGACACCCCUGCCCCCACCCAAGUGUCCAGUAAUUUCCAUUUGGCAAUGUAGAUUCAAUCCAAUUAAACAAUAAUUCUCCAUUGAGCAGGCAGUUUCAGCCAAAUAAUUGACAGAGGCGUCAGUAAAGCAGCCAGUUUUUCAGUAAGGAUAGUUUUAACUACAGGCACUGAUUCCUCCCUUAAGUGUUUUCUACCUGCACACAAUGUGUGUUUGUUCCAGUAAUAUUUUUAGAUUUUAGAGAAACCACCAACAACAUACAGCUUAUGUUUUCAACACUGGGCUUUUUUUACAGCCCCCCCUUGUUAUGUUUGUUGGUUGUUAUUAAUAUCUAUUAUGUUUAUGACAAGUCUGAUAAGAUUUUAUCAAGUCAAAACAACUGAAAUUGUACUGUAUUCACUUAUCAAAUCUCAGUUGCGUUAGAGGAGUUUAUCAAGCCAAUGUAUUAUGUGAUUAAAACAGUAAUGAAGAGACAAGGAAAUCCAUUGUUGGUUGGAAUCGAGGUCUUUUAAACCAGUUAGAAUUAUUUGUACAGGAAAGUCUGUAAGAUAGAUGGGGGUUUUGCUUACAAUUGAUGGACAAAAAUGAAUAUUUACUAUAGAAAUUGUUUUGCCUUUUAAUAUAACUAGUAUAGGGUAUAUUUCCAAUUAGCGUGGCUGUUGCCUCAUUUUUCUUAUCAAAUCCUAUGUAGGCCCACUUAAACAACUUCAGCCUUUUAGUAUGUUUAUGGCAUGUGCUAAAUAUUAAAAUAUUCUUUAAAGAGUGCUCACAUUUUAAUAUAAUAAU